AUGUCAAUUGCAAAUGCAAAAGGAUAAUCAGGUUAAAGUGAUAUGACAACACAAAGGAGAAAAAAUGAAGCUAAUUUGAGGGUGGCAUUGCAAUACUACUCUUCAUGUGGAAAAUUAUAAGAUGAUCAUUCUCUAGAAUAAGUAACUCCAGGGUUGGCUACUUUGGAAUUCAUGAAACGUAACUGCCCUGAAGGAACAAAGCUGGAGGAUUUUUGUAUACAAUCUGGGCAAUUUUUUGAAUUUGAAUAAUACAAAUAUGGUGACAUUAUAUUCCACUACGGCGAUGUGGGAGAUAAAGUUUAUGUGAUUCUCAAAGGAGAGGUUGCAGUCUUAGUACCAAGAUCCGAGAGUGAAAUAGAAGCAGAAAGGGAAGAGAUCAGUUAGGCUAAGCAACCUUUUGAAUUCGAAGCGUUUUGGAGAAAUAAGAAGCCUUUGAAAUAAAUUUAUAUAGAAGUGAUGCUAUCAUAGUUGAACUCCAGUGUGUAUUUCCAGGAGAAUGUUUGCAUGUUUAAGAAGGUUUUUUAAUUUUAUUCUGGGUAAUCGUUUGGAGAUGUCGCUCUGAUUUCCGAUAAACCCAGGACUGCAAGUAUCUUGGUCACAUCUGAUCAAAUUUAUCUAAUUAGCAUGUGCAAGAAGGAUUUUAAGAUCUUGUGUGAGAAAUCAGUUCUGGAGAUGAAUUAAACUCUAGACUACUUCGUUAAAUUGUUCCCUAGUGUUGGGAGAAUGCAAAUAACUAAAUUCAUAUAAUUCUUUCACAAGAUUGAGCUUCCUCCUCAACAGUGGUUAUGGAGGGAAGGAGAACAAGUCAAGUUUUUCCUAUUGAUUCUUAAAGGAAGAGUCGAAGUCAAAUAAUAGUAAUUGCCCUUAUAUCAAGUGUCCGAUAAUUCCUUCAUUGGUCACGAGGAGAUCUUAGAAUGUAUGCCUUUUAGACAGUAUACCUGCAAAACGUUAGACAACACCACUGCUUAUUAUAUGGAAUAUGAGGAUUUCAAUAGUUCUAGAAAGACAUCUCCAGACAUUGUUAAGUUAUUGAUAGAAAAAGCAAAGUUAAUGACUUCAUAUCUUGAACAAAGAAAAGAAGAAGUAAAGAAAGGACAGAUUUAUGUGGAACCAAUUUGCUUGCCAGUAGAAAGAAGAUUAGUGAAAGAUAUGUUUGUAAUUAAAUCUCCCAGAAAAAAUGAGGUUAGAUCCAAUCAACCGAAAUGUUUAAGUUAUUUUGACAUUACAAAGUUCAAUAAAUAGAAAGCUAAGCCAAAUAAUACAAAUUAAUAAUAAUCUAUUUCAGAGGAUUUAUUCUUCUCCAAAGAGAAAAACAUUAAAACAACAAGAUCUCCAUCUUAUUUAACUCAAAAACUUUCGCCAAUAAAUAAAUAGAUGAAAGAGAUUUUGAUGAAAAAGUUUAAGUUGAAUUUCAAAUUUAAUGCUUUACAGUCUUUUUAAAUUAGCUCCUGUAAGUCAGUUCAUGAAUUCGGUAGUAAGAGUCGAUUUAAAACUGAACCAAGUAUUGACAAUUGA
Messenger RNA from Paramecium octaurelia, 1515 nucleotides. Lineage: Eukaryota; Ciliophora; Oligohymenophorea; Peniculida; Parameciidae. The record is from the annotation of a GenBank genome assembly.